ACCUUCUCGAAUGGCAUUGGAGGAAGCAUUUACCUCAGAUUUUCUCUUCCAAUGGGGUUUAAGAAGUCGAGGAGAGGAUUCGAGGAAAUCCUUUUUAGGGCAGCAGGUAGCCUAGCCGUUAAGAGUGUUGGGCCAGUAACCGAAAGGUUGAUGGUUGGAACCCCCGAGCUGACGAGGUGUAAAAUCUGUCCAUGUGCCCUAAUUGCUUCUGUAAGUUGCGCUGCGUAAGAGCAUCUGCUAAAUUACUCAAAUGUAAAUAUUUCUUCACUAUUUUCUGAUCAGUCUAUAUCCCUCUAACAUAUUAACACUCUCUAUUCCCUUUCAAUAGAUUCAUAUUUACUAGGUUUAGUCAGAUUCAUUUCUUCAGAGAAUGAAAACCUGGUUGAUAUACCAUUACUACUUAUUAAAAUAUGACCGGCUGUCAUUUUUUAGCUUUGUGUAUGUAUUAAACUUUUUUCAUCCUCUCCAGUGUCUCAGUUCUACACCUUGUUCCACUCUGGCCCUCUGAUAACCUGGUGCCCAAAAUGGAGCUCAGGGCUCUCUCUCCUGCCAAGUCCCCUGCUCACUCCCCACCUUGCCCUUCUCCUACUCUGGCCCCUCGGUGUCUUCCGAGUCCCAAGGAACCAGAGCAUGAUGUGCCCUACUUCAGGUGAGGGUUAAUAUGCGAAACCAAGUCAACAGCUAUGUUCCUGACUCAGACUAGUAUUGGUGUGUCAUGUGAAUGUCUGUCCGUCAGGUCAGUGGUAGUCAGUGAGACAGAAUUUUGUCAGCAGUGGGAGCCCAGGGUGGAUGUUGCCUCUGUCCCUGAAGAGAUGUGUGACCGUAUGCGUACGGCGGUGGGCCACGCCAGGCUGCUGAUGAAGGAGAGGUUUGGUCAGUUCUCUGGCCUGGUGGAUGACUGUGAGUUGGGCAGAAGAUCACCACCUGCAAGGCUUCUGGGACAUGGUGUACUACCAAGUAGAGGACGUGAACAAGAAGUUUGGUGCUCUGAAGGAGGUAGAGUCUAAAGGUUGGCAGGAGGAAAGCAAACCCCCACGACAGAGGAAGUUGGUCAAGAAGCUGCCCUCUGCUCUGGUGGCUAAGGCUACCAGUGGUGCUGUCGCCAAGUCUCGUCUGGCUGCAAUAAAGGCCAAGCAGCAGGCUGCAAAGGCAGCGCAGGCCGCAGGGCCAGGCAGUGCUGUGGACGACCCUGCUCCAGCUCCUGAGGACCCCCAGGCCCCAGAACCACUGGUGGUGGUGUUCCAGGUGGAGAGUCCUGCCAAACUCACAGGCUCUGUGAGGAGAUCCACCCAUGUAUCUGCCAUGCCUCAGGCCUGUUCAGUCACCAAGUUCUCCACCCCCGGCAGACCUCGCCACUCCAGCACUGCUGCAGCUGCACACACUUCCCCACUUCACCCAUACCACUACCUGCUCCACCCUCACCCCUGCCCACCUGUUUAAUGCCACCCCACUCCGAACCCCUCACCCUGAUCCUCAGUUCUACACCCCGGCCCCUACCAGAGUCUCUCUCUGCAUCUCAACAGUCAAAGAAGCUCUGGACACUCAGUCAGAGGAAGGCCCCAGCAACCAACCAGAGCUAGCCUCUGUGCAGAAUGUCACUCCUGACCAACCAGAGCCCGAGAGCACGCAGGAAGAUGUAGCUUGUGACCAAUCUGAGGUUGUUUCAGAGCCCACUGUUUGCCCAUAGGAGCACUCUGAGAGCUGUGAAUCACCAUCCAACACACAACAGUUGACCAAUGACGAACAGCAUCGAGAUGCCUUCAGCCAAUCGGUGUUGGCCACAGAAGAGCCCAACCAAUUAGAGCACCAGGACAGAAAAGAGGCUUUAGAGGCCUACAAUACCAGCCUACCCAUCUCAUCAUGGCUCACAGUCUCCUCAAGGCUUCCCCUCUCACCCUCACUGCCCCACUACCAUGGAGCAGAGUCCUAUCCAGUCAGGAGCCCUGAUUUCAGCUUCACCCUCUCCCCCACCCCAGCCAGGCCAAGAUUUACUGAGGCCAGCCAAUCUCCCCUCUCCUCCCCCUGCUUGGUGCCCCCCUCCUCUCCUCCUGCUGUCCAGGUCUCCCUCAGCUUCCCAGCUGAUGCCGAUGUACCAGGGACUGUGACUCCAGAUACUUCCAUCACAGAGGGGUCUUCCGGGGUUGGACUUUGAGCGCUACCUCCAACCUGCAGUGAGGUGUAGCCUGUCACAACGGGAGCCAGCUGUUGCAGAGAUGCUGUCGCCCAUGUUGAUAGACGUAGAAAUGGAGAGUCCGUUGGCUCCGUCUGAAGAGACCCCUCAGGAGGAAGUGUCGACUCCCACAGCAUCUCCCAGUUUCACACAAAUGUUCAUCCUACGGAUCACACAGCCAGUUGAGUCAGACCUGUUGCUGUUCACCACUGAUCAGAUGGACAGAGUGAGAUAGUCAAUGUGCACCAGUGACCUCAUGUCGUUCACACCUCCCUCUGACAGAACGAGCAACUGAUGAGACUGAUUUGCAUAACUGCUGUUGUAUAUUUUGCUACAUUAGUUUAUAGUUUCAAAAAAAAAAUCUUUUUUAUAUGCAUUGUUUUAUUUUAAACUUAUAAUUGUCAGAAUAGUUUUUUUGUAACUUUCCUUAAACUCUUGUGCUAUCUGUACUAUUUUAUUAUUUCAUACCAAAAAGACACCAGGUAGUGUUAACUAUUAACCACAUUCUAUAUGGAGCCCAGGUGUUCUAUACAAAAUCAACUUUGUUGCUAUAUUGAAUAUACUUGUGUAAAUACCAACAGA
Oncorhynchus gorbuscha (pink salmon) is the source of this 2752-nucleotide messenger RNA. Its product is annotated as disks large-associated protein 5-like. NCBI's taxonomy places the organism in Eukaryota, Metazoa, Chordata, Actinopteri, Salmoniformes, Salmonidae. The record is from RefSeq and is a predicted model, not a curated record. Bases 895 to 1440 code for a protein of 181 amino acids. Gene Ontology annotation, cellular component: cytoplasm; nucleus; spindle pole centrosome. The transcript has 7 exons. Gene Ontology annotation, molecular function: microtubule binding. Gene Ontology annotation, biological process: regulation of mitotic cell cycle; signaling; centrosome localization.